This is a messenger RNA of Amaranthus tricolor (Joseph's coat), 1239 nucleotides long. Its product is annotated as receptor-like protein 9DC3. Gene Ontology annotation, molecular function: protein binding. The transcript has 4 exons. The record is from RefSeq and is a predicted model, not a curated record. Bases 1 to 1239 code for a protein of 412 amino acids. Lineage: Eukaryota; Viridiplantae; Streptophyta; Magnoliopsida; Caryophyllales; Amaranthaceae.
AUGGAAGAAUGGGAAGGAAUAAGAUGUCACCGGGUAAUUGUUGUUAACCUUUUUAACAAUGGAAUUAAGGCUAUCAUUUCAUCUAAUAGUACCCUUUUUCAACUUUAUCACCUUCAGAGCCUUAACUUGGUUCCUCUUGAGUUAGCCCAACUCUCUAAAUUAACCUCCCUUGAUUUAUCAUAUAAUGUUUGUCUUCAAAUUCAAAAUUCCAUUACGAUAUUUCACAACCUAACAACGUUGAGAUUUUUGUAUCUCAACAAAAUUCAGCUUGAUUCACGAUUCCUUCAAUCAAUCACAAACUUGUCUUUACUAACAGAACUUUAUUUGAUGCUAUGCAAUUUACAAGGAGAGUUGCCUCCUUCCAUUUUUAAUCUAUCACACCAGAAGAUUCUUGAUCUUGGAGCGAAUGAAGGCCAAUUAAAACAUUUGAGAUCAUUGGAUGUAUCAAAUAGUAGUCUAAGUGGGAGAAUUCCAAUGUGGGUGUGGAACAUUUCUGAAUCUUCAAUGAACACAGCCAAGCUCUCAAGUUUUAACUCAACUAGACUUGGCCAACAAUCAUUCCGUUGGAGAGAUACCAAAUUGGUUGUUCAACUUGAAAUAGAGAUGUCUCAGUUACAUGGGCAACUACCGCGAUCCUUGGCACAAUGCACAAAGUUAAGUGCAAUCAAUCUUAAGAUUGUGUUAGCAUUUAAAGCACAUGAGACUAACUUUGAGAAGGUAAUUACAACAUCCUCAUAUUUAGAUCUAUCAAACAAUGCGUUCGAGGGGGAGAUUCCUGAAUGUAUAGGAGAAUUGAUUUCAACUAACGGCCUAAAUCUCUCUCACAACCGUCUUACUAAACGCAUCCCUAAAUCCAUUUCCAUGUUGUCCCACCUCGAGAGUUUGGACGUAUCUUCCAACUUGCUGUCUGGACACAUCCCUCAAGAACUAGUUGCUUUGACGUUCCUUGAAGUUUUCAAUGUAUCCGACAACAAACUAGAAGGACUUAUACCAGAAGGGAACAACUUCAACACAUACUCAGCCGAUUCAUACCAGGGUAAUCUUAGAUUGUGCGGUACACCAUUACCCGAGUGUGGAGGGAGUCAUGAGCCAUCUCCGAACAAUAUCGGAAGCAGUGAAGAUGGUAAAAGUGUAUUGUCAAUGUGGAAAAUCAUUGUAAUGGGAUUUACAAGUGGUGUGGUGGUGGGGUUACUAUAUGCUCUCGAUGGGAAAACCGUUUUGGUUUAUCAGAUUGGCUAA